AACUGACGAGGUCAAGGUUUAUAAAUUUUUCAAAGAAUCUAACAUAAUUCAGUUUUUUCUGAUACGCUAGGCUUGAUUGGGAAUAGAACUUAACUAGCAACCUGUCGUAUAUCAAAAAGGAGUAAACCGUCGUAUAUCAAAAAAGAGCAAACGUCAAAUCCCAAACAUUAGCAAACAUCGUAUAUCUAGAAAAUCUGAAUCAAUGUCAAACAAUCCAGAAAAAGAAAUGUAUUUAUAAUGCGACUGAGCUUCUCCUGAAACUACAACUCUUGGAGAAGAAACUAAGCUGAGGGUCUAACUAGAAGCAUGGCAGAUGCGGACAUAUAUGACGUUGUUGAUGAUGCCGAACGUGAAGGUGUAGAAGAGAUCACUGAUUAUAAUGAGGCGUCCCAUUAUGCUGCUGAAGAUGUCGAGCUGGUCCCUGAAACAAUUAUCCAGGCACCUACGCCUAACGCAAGUGUUGAGGACUUGAACGUUACUGAUGUCAGCUCGGAAACGAACAGACAAGAAACGAGUGUUACUGAAGAUGCAGACAUUGCAGCUGUGUAUGCAAAUGACAGCACAAAUGACGACGCUCAACUGGAGUCCAAUGUUUCAAUUAAAGAUGGCGCUUCUAACGUCAGCGUGGUGUCGAGUAGACGAGAAACAAGUGUUACUGAAGAUGGAGACAUAGCAGCUCUGUAUGCAGUCCCUGUAAAAAAGUCAGACAGAACUAAAAAUGACAGAACAUGGGGCGGCGCCACUUCGGACUCAAAUGUAUCAUUUAAAGAUGGCGGCGCUUCUAAUGUCAAAGUGGUGUCGAGCAGACGAGAAACAAGUGUGACAAAUAUACAACAUUCAUCAUCGCUAUCAACAAGGACGGCGCCCAUUGUAAUGUCCGGGACAGUCGCUCUUCCCAACGACCAACAGAUCAUGCCUGGCCCUAUGAUCGACAGGGACGUCGACAAUGUUCACAUCCGCCAUCUCAGUGAUAACAAAGGUCACCAUUCCCAAGUGAGUAUUGAUGGUCCCAAAAUACCCCCAGUGAAAUAUAUCCACAAAACCACCAUGUUGGACAGGAGUGGCGUUAUUUCUGGCGCAGUUGGCGUUGGGACGACUGAGUAUGCUGUCCAAAGAAGCUUCACUGCUACACCUCCUCGACGUUAUGUUAACAGAGACCUGCAUAACGAAGUAGGAUUUAGUAAUCGGACAGAACCUGUCGAUGAAUCUAAGUAUCAAUACAGGAUAUCACAAGAUCGCAAUCCCCAUGUUGCCCAUGUUGACAUCCGUGGACAGCGGGAUGAUAAAGCAAUAGGCAUGGGAGCAAACCUAUUGGUAUCAUCGUCUGGAAGAUCGUCUGCUGUGACCUCAUCAAACAUGGACGCCCUCUAUCUUGAAACAAAUGAAAUUUAUGACUCAAUGACAUCUACACAAAUAGAAACGAACGGGAGCAUCGUAAAAACAGGAACUAUGGCAAAUGGUGUAUCGCAAACUGUCUCAGAGGGUGUCCAGACUCAAGAAAAUGUCAAAGUGAUACCAGUGCCCGUAUGGUACAGGACCAAAUCAGGAAGAUGGAGUCCAUUGUUAUGGUGUACUCUUUGUCUCAUGAUUUUUCUGUUUGUCCUCGUACUAGUUAUUAUCGCAGUGGUCAUCAUCUACAAUAGAGGCGAACGAUUGAAAGUGAUGCCCACGCCAGUUCCAGAUGUUGGAUGUAGCACGGACUUUCCCUAUAUGGACCUCGUCUUCGCCGUUGAUUCUUCUGGGAGCGUCGGGGAGGCCAACUUCAACCUCACGAAAUUUUUUAUGGCUGACGUUGCGCGCCAUCUAUCAAUAAACCCCGAUGCGAACCGUGUAGGGGCAGUCGUGUUUCACGACACGGCCGAAAUAAAGUUUAACCUGGGCGAUUUCACAGAUGGCUCAAAAGUGGAAGAAGCUCUGCUGUCGUUAGAAUAUUCGGAAGGGUCAACUCAUACUGCCGAUGCCCUCGAGAUCAUUCGCGAUCAAAUGUUUAACGGGACAAAUGGGGACCGGCCUGGUACGCGUGAUGUCAUCGUGAUCAUCACUGAUGGAGCGUCCAAAGAAAAAGACCCCGUGCCUAUUGCUAAAUCCCUUAAAGAUAGUGGAGUUACCAUUUAUGCACUGGGCAUAAAGGAUGACGAAUUACAAGAGGAACAGAUUGAGGCCAUGGCUAGCAUCCCGAAAAAGGACUUCUACUUCAUGAUCGAUUCAUAUGAUCAGCUAGAUGCGAUUGUUGAAAAAAUAACAUCAAGUUCCUGUUUCCAAAACAACUUAGCUAGUACUUAAACGAGUCAUCAUCAUCCCAAAAAGAUGGAACCUCGGGUUUCAUAAGUGAAAUUACACAUUUACAGGUCAUGGUAAAAUAUACACAUCGGCACAUCCUAUAUUC
Owenia fusiformis is the source of this 2386-nucleotide messenger RNA. The record is from the annotation of a GenBank genome assembly. NCBI's taxonomy places the organism in Eukaryota, Metazoa, Annelida, Polychaeta, Sabellida, Oweniidae.